AUGCCUGAACCAGCUCCUCGACGUUCCUUGGCUGCACGACGACGUACAGCAAAAAUCGCUGAUUUGGACGAUGAUAUCGAUGAAAAGGAAAACUCUUUGAACGAUAGCCUUACUGGACGGCGUCCUUCACGUGUUUUGAACGGUUCAUUCAAUGCGAUAGAUGAUCAACCAACUCAGACACCAAGACAGUUGGUUGAUUUGUACCAAAAGACGGUUGAGUUAGCAACCCAAGGAAAAAUCAACAUAAAAAACGCAUUUAAUAUUCCAUUGGUGGAACGUUUACCUCAAGUUCUGAAUGUCAUUGCGUUAGACGAUAAAGAAAAUCAUAAUCUAGGACCGAAUUUCGUCAAGGCUGGAUCAGUUAUUGAUACAAGUGCAAAGAUUUAUGGCUAUCGUGUGGAUGCACUACACACGGAGACUCAGAAAUUAAGUGGAAACAUUCUGAACACUGAAGAAGAAGGAGCUGCCGAUGGUGCGACUAAAGAAAGCGAUCAAGCCGAAGGUGACAAUGACAAAGCUGAUUCGGAUCAAAUCGAUCCGAAGAAGCCAGUACGUCGUGUUAAAGCGAAAGCGACAACAUUUAUUUUAACCGACACAACAAAAAUCACUCUUGAGCACGAAUUUCAAUUUCGUCCGCUACAAUCGCCUAAUAUGUGCCAUUGGCGUGGUGGUAUAGGUGCCGACUCAAUAUAUGCUGAAAUGGUUUCAAGCACGAUGUAUUCGUCGAGUGAUUAUCCAUUGAUUGAUGGAUUUACAAACAUGAAUGCUCAAGUGGAAGAACAACAAAGUAGAAUCGAUUCAAUUCUUGAUCGAACCAUUACCGAAAUGGUUGAUCUCACAUCAUUGCGUAGUGCUAUUCGAGGUAGUGAAGGACACGAUCACAUUCUUGGAAACCAUACUUUACGUGAUUUUGUUUUCAAUGAAACACCAAGUGGAUCAUUUAUCAAUACAAUUCAUGAAAGUUGUCUUGGUCAACAACUUGACGAAAGUAUGAAUCAAUCGUAUGUCAACCACGAUAAUGUUGAUAAUGAUGACGGAUACAAUCAUGAAGAAUUGAUGCACGCAGCUAUUGAUGAUCUCAACGAUGAUCCGUCGCAAGCAAAUGAAGUCUUCAAAGAUGCAUUAACACAAUUGAGUUAUCCGGAUCCAUCAAGCACACAUUCGAAUAUUCAAUCGCAACAAUCAACAAAUUCAAAUUUACCAUCGACGAAUGGUCUUCUAUCCGCGUCAUUCAUGAGUACAGUUUCAUUUGCUGAUCAAAUGCCUAAUUUAUUACAUCCGAAAGAUGGCCAGUCGGAAUAUUCCUAUUUCGAUGCUACGAAACUCAAAUUAUUCGCUGGACCAAAUAUAUGGAAAUUUACUAAUCUAUUAAGCGCACCUACACCAACGACAAACACGUCUACUAUUCAAGACAAACAAGCGCCUGCGACACCACAUAAAAUCGCAAAUUUAGCACGAGAGGGUCUUGGUCCUAAACGGAACAUUCGAAUCGAGAUCUCCAGUAACAACUCAGUUGAACAAACCAUGUUUGGAAACCAUCAACAUUAUGGUCGUGAUAAGAAAACUGUUAGUACAAGUCAAAGUUCGUUAUUAUUACGUAUACGUGAGAAAAGUCUGAAUCAAAUGCAAUUAGCAAGAAAACUACGACCAUUAAGUGAACUCACCAAUGCGUAUAAUUUCCCUGAUUUAAAUUUUGAACAUUUGAACAUGAUGGAUCGUCGACGAGAUAGACAACAGCUUAUUAGACAAUAUGAAGAUCUUAAUGAACCAGAUUUUCACGAGGUUGAUCAUCCUCUUGAUGAUGAAACUGGUCCAUUAUCAUCGAUAGAUUACGAUUUCGCUCGGCCGGUACACUACGAAAAGAUUGAGUUUGCCAAGGGAUCAUCGUCUGUCAAUGCAAAAAAUCUCAAACGUCAAAUCAUUGAAGAGUUCACUCGUCAAAAAAACGAAAAACAACGUAGUCUGUCACUUGACUCAAGUACAAUGAGUCAACAAUCAUCAGUCUCAUCACUACAAUCUCAACCACUGGAUCCCAUCGUUGAAUUCUCUAUUCUAUGUGAAAAUCUUUCCGAUCAUGGUCAUCUAUCAUUAGAAACGGAUGUGGCAUCGGCAUUUUAUUGCAUGCUGAUCAAUUGUAAUGAGAACAAGUUAUAUUUGAAAAAUAAUUCUCGACGUGAUGAUUUUGUUAUUCAAGAUCAUCCGUUCGUUGAUCAACGUAAUCUUUCCACUCUAUCCUAUUCGUAUGUUAGUCAUUCAAAUUUAUCGGUGGCCCAUUGA
Molecule: messenger RNA, 2277 nt
Organism: Adineta ricciae
Lineage: Eukaryota; Metazoa; Rotifera; Eurotatoria; Adinetida; Adinetidae
Source: the annotation of a GenBank genome assembly